AUGUGCUGCUGGCGCAAGAACUCGUGGGGCGUGCGGGUGCGGGCGAUGCUGGCGCACGCCAACACCGACUACUGGAGAUCUGGCAGCGGAGUGCGACGCGCGUACCGCUACGGCGGCUGUCCGCCGUCAGGGCCGGCGACCUGGCGCGCUGCGGCGGGGCUGGCCCCCGGCGCCGCCCCGGCGCGCGACGGCUCGUCGCCCGCCACCGCGCCCGCCGACGGCCCCGCCCCCGCGCAGCCGCCACCGCAGCAGCAGAACUGCCCGCGCAGCGCCGCCCCCGCCACCGCGCCCGCGCCGACCGGCGAAGGGGACGCGGUAGCAGUGCCCGCGUCGGGGCCCCCAGGGGAGGUGGGCCCUCAGCCCCCCGACGGCGACGGCGACAGCAACGCCACGGCGGACGUGUGCGACAACAGCAACCUGGUGGACUCGGCGCUGCCGCCCGCAGACCACAAGCAGCAACGCAUCAGCGAGCUCCAGCGUCUCAAGGCCAACUGUCGGCCCGAGGAGCUGCACAAGCUCAAGCUGCGAUGCGAGAUCAUAGUUCGGGAUUGCAUUGCUGGUCUGCUGGUAAAUCUAUCCAUUCAGGAUUUUAAAGAAGUAGAAGAAGAGCUCAAUAGAGCCGUUUGCUGGUACCUGACGUGUGACCGCUAUUGGGAGGAUACUCCAGGGGACACUCGUCACUUCCCCUGGGGACUGGUCUUUGUGUUAGUCAUGGUACUCUCUCUUGGUAUCUGCCUGUGUUACUACAUCAUUUGGGUGUUAUUUGAAGUCACUGAUCCUUUAGUGUUCUCCACCUUCUCUAGCUCUGAUGACUUAAGUGUAGCAUCUACAAGUGCUACUGCAACUGCUACAUCAUCCCCAGUACAUCAAGCAAAUUCCACAACAGUGAGACCGUGUUAUUCUGAAGAAUAUUAUACAAUGCCAGAUAUGAAUGACAUGGGACAAAAUGAACAUUAUAUAUAUGUAACUUAUCCUCCUGAACUCAAGAGAAGACUGCUAGAG
Molecule: messenger RNA, 1002 nt
Organism: Gryllus bimaculatus (two-spotted cricket)
Lineage: Eukaryota; Metazoa; Arthropoda; Insecta; Orthoptera; Gryllidae
Source: the annotation of a GenBank genome assembly